AUGCACAUUCUCGUCACCAACGACGACGGGCCGCCGUCAAAUGACUCCUCGCCCUACGUGCACCCCUUCAUCGCCGCCCUCCAAGCCCACGGCCACGUCGUCUCCGUCGUGCUGCCGCACGUCCAACGCUCAUGGAUCGGAAAGGCGCACAUCGUCGGCCACAGCAUCCGUCCGACCUACUUCCGCCCGGACCCCAUCCCCGCCACUCUCCCUGUCUCUGAAGAUGGCACCCCUCGCUACCCCAACACCGGAACGACGAGCUCGCGCCCGCUGCCUUCCUCAUCGUCCGCCGAGGAGUGGGUGCUCGUCGACAGCACGCCUGCGUCAUGCGUUCAGAUCGGCCUGCACCACUACUUCCGCGACCGUGGUCCCAUCGAUCUGAUCGUCUCGGGCCCGAACUAUGGCAGAAAUACCACGGCCGUGUUUGCGCUCAGCAGCGGAACCAUUGGCGGCGCCAUGGAGGGUGCUGUGUGCGGAAAGCGUUCGAUUGCGCUGAGCUUUGCCUUCUUCGACCGCAACCACGACGCCACCAUCAUCACGGAAGCGUGCGAGCAGGCGGUCAAGGUGAUUGAGCAUCUGGCCGCGAACUGGAGCUCGGACGCCCAUCUGUACACCGUCAACGUGCCGCUCCAGGCGGGCGUGACCAAGAAGAAGACCGUGUGGACGGAUAUGCUUCAGAAUGCUUGGUCAAGUGGAAGCUGCUUCCAGGAGGUGCUUGUGCCAGAGAGCGAAGACGACGGCCCGGCCGAGGCUGAGAGAGAACUGCGGAAAGAGGAAGAGCGGGCAGAAAACGGCGGAAGCAGCUCUGCUGAGAGCGGAACGGUAACUCCGCAUGCGAGAUACAACCACAUGCAUUUCAAGUGGGCACCUAAAUUUAAGGACGUCUACGACAGCGUGGAGAGGAGUGAGCCGGGCAAUGACGGCUGGGCUGUGAAGAAUGGAUUCACCAGUGUAACGCCACUGCGGGCCAACUUUAUGCAUGCUUCGGCGGACUACAAGGGUGAAUUGCAGAUAUAG
Molecule: messenger RNA, 1017 nt
Organism: Lasiodiplodia theobromae
Lineage: Eukaryota; Fungi; Ascomycota; Dothideomycetes; Botryosphaeriales; Botryosphaeriaceae
Product: Survival protein SurE-like phosphatase/nucleotidase
Exons: 3
Coding region: 1-1017 (338 amino acids)
Cellular component (GO): P-body
Molecular function (GO): hydrolase activity
Source: RefSeq, a predicted model, not a curated record